Molecule: messenger RNA, 1455 nt
Organism: Aspergillus ibericus CBS 121593
Lineage: Eukaryota; Fungi; Ascomycota; Eurotiomycetes; Eurotiales; Aspergillaceae
Product: MFS multidrug transporter
Exons: 3
Coding region: 1-1455 (484 amino acids)
Biological process (GO): transmembrane transport
Molecular function (GO): transmembrane transporter activity
Source: RefSeq, a predicted model, not a curated record
AUGAAGGGAGAUGGCGAUGAACAAGUCCACCUGGAGGACAUAUCCCCGACGCCACCUGACCAACAAUACAGUAACAGGGACCUUCGGGUGGACACUUCUCCUGCAAACCCUCAGAACUGGCCUGUAUGGAAGAAGGAUGCUCAGAUUCUGAUGGUAGCCUUCCAUUCCAUGGCAGCAACAUUCAUGGCUGCAGGAAUUAUCCCGGCCUAUGACACGAUGGCCGAAGCGUAUGCUGUGACCGUGCCACAAGCAACUUAUCUUACCUCUGCCCAGAUCUUGCUCCUAGGCAUAUGCCCCCUUUUCUGGAAGCCCAUCACCUCGACCUACGGACGAUACCACGUCUUCAUCUUCUCUGUCCUUGGUAGCAUGGUUUGCAAUAUUGGCGGAGCUCGUUGUACCACCUACGGGACACAAAUGGUAACCCGAGUGCUCACGGCAAUCCUUAUCUCUCCUCCCAUGGGAAUCGGUAGCGGCGUGAUCGCAGAGUUGUGUGAGCCAGAAAAGCGAGCCCAGAAGCUAGGAUGGUGGACUCUCAUGCUCACACUGGGAACUCCUGGCGGCCCGCUCAUCAUGGGCUUCGUCACCAAGCGUGUCGGGUUCGAAUGGAUGUUUUGGAUUUUCGCCAUGAUGAACUUUGGGCAGCUCAUCGCGUAUUUGCUGCUCGGAGAAGAAACAUUAUACAUUCCGGCUGACGGCGAUACUUAUGGGGCAAAUCCGGAAAGACCUCGUUUCUUCCAGAAGUUGAUUCCACGCAGAAUCAACCCACAUCCGCUUAAGCUUCGCGAGUUUAUCGAGCCACUUCUCUAUUCGCGGUUCCCUAGGGUACUAAUUCCCGCAUGUGCUCACGCUAUCGUGUUCUGUUAUGGAAACAUUGCGCUGAUUGUCGAGAUGCCAAUUGCAUUUGGUGAAAAGUUCAACUUUGAUUCGCAGCAAAUUGGGCUGCAGUUCAUCGCGAUCGUCAUUGGAUGUCUGCUUGGCGAGCAGUUGAGUGGGCCCAUGUCGGACUGGUUUCUGCAAGUCAUGCAUAGGAAGAAAGGAUAUCACCGCCCUGCCGACCGUCUAUGGCUCUCUUAUAUUGGCUUUGGGACCGUCAUUGCAGGCCUUCUCGUAUGGGGGUUCCAGUUAGAAAAGGCGACCAGCUGGAACAUGACCCCAUGCGUUGGUGCGGCAAUCGCCAGCUUUGGCAACCAGAUCAUAACAACGAUUCUCAUAUCGUUCGCCGUUGACAGCUAUAAAGAAUCGUCGACCAAUGUCGGAGUCUGCAUCAACUUCUUCCGCCACAUAUAUGGAUUUAUUGGUCCAUUCUAUUUUCCUCCGAUGUUCAAUUCUUUGGGUUUGGCCGGUGCAGCCGGUGUUAUGUGUGCGAUUAUCGGAGCAUGUGCACUGCCUUCAGUCAUUGCCAUACAGUUCGUAGCUACGCGAACAGAUCGAAAGAGACAGGAUGUCACACACUGA